AAGUCAACAGGCAGCUCGUCUUCGUGAUGCUAUUUUGCUAGAUAAUGACUUCUUCUCCGGAGUUUCUAUCAUUUAAACUACGAUAUAGAUUGGAUAUUAGCUAUAAGAUGUCUAUUCAUAGCUAAUACCAUAUUAUGCCGUUUUGCCAUCACUGUAUGCACGCCUUGACCUUUUUGAGCAGAAGAAACAAGCGAAGGAUAGCUGUGCCAGCGUUAUUCUUGUGAUCGACUUGUCUAUAUAUAUACAUCCUUUUGUCUGAGGGUCACAUGUUUUCCCCUCUCACCACCACCUUUCUGAACACUUGGUUUUAGGCUCUUUUGCAUUAUCCGCCCUGCUUGUGCUGCUGUAGCUUGGAGAUCAAAGGGAAGACCAUGGGCCAAUUGCUUUGCUGUGUCCAAGUGGAGCAAUCCACUGUAGCAAUCAGGGAAAGAUUUGGGAAGUUUGAUGAUGUGCUCGAUCCAGGCUGCCAUUGCUUACCUUGGGUCCUUGGCAGUCGAGUAGCUGGCCAUCUUUCACUCCGUCUGCAACAAUUGGAUGUGCGGUGCGAGACAAAGACAAAGGACAAUGUUUUUGUCAAUGUGGUUGCAUCUGUACAGUAUCGUGCUCUGGCCGGCAAGGCAAGUGAUGCAUUUUAUAAAUUGACCAACACGAGGACUCAAAUCCAAGCUUAUGUGUUUGAUGUGAUCAGAGCUAGUGUCCCAAAGCUCAACCUGGAUGAUGUUUUUGAGCAGAAGAAUGAAAUUGCAAAAGCUGUAGAAGAGGAACUUGAAAAGGCUAUGUCGGCUUAUGGAUACGAGAUUGUACAGACACUUAUUGUUGAUAUUGAACCAGAUGAACAUGUGAAGCGAGCAAUGAAUGAAAUCAAUGCAGCUGCAAGAUUAAGGGUGGCUGCAAAUGAGAAGGCAGAAGCCGAGAAGAUCAUACAAAUCAAGCGCGCUGAGGGUGAGGCUGAAUCCAAGUAUCUGUCAGGUCUAGGUAUUGCUCGUCAACGCCAAGCAAUUGUAGAUGGACUGAGGGAUAGCGUGCUUGGCUUCUCAGUCAAUGUGCCAGGGACCACUGCAAAAGAUGUUAUGGACAUGGUCUUGGUCACACAGUACUUCGACACCAUGAAAGAGAUCGGCGCAGCCUCCAAAUCUUCAGCUGUUUUCAUUCCUCAUGGACCUGGUGCUGUUCGUGACGUCGCAACACAGAUUCGGGAUGGAUUGCUUCAAGCAUCUGCCCACAACUGAAACUCCAAGGUCUUAGUGCAUCAUGUAGAUAAGUUACAGAAGACUUCGGUUCUAGUUUCAUUUCAAAAUGUGUAAAAUUUAGUUGAGACUUUUCACUGUGUUGCAUGUGUGUAAUACUCCAGAAGGGUGAAACUUUUGAGUGUUAUAUUGAGUAGUACUCCUGAAUUCCAUCAUCCAUGCUCAAUGAAUUUCUUCUCUUUUUUUUC
Molecule: messenger RNA, 1435 nt
Organism: Phoenix dactylifera (date palm)
Lineage: Eukaryota; Viridiplantae; Streptophyta; Magnoliopsida; Arecales; Arecaceae
Product: hypersensitive-induced response protein-like protein 1
Source: RefSeq, a predicted model, not a curated record